Messenger RNA from Closterium sp. NIES-65, 1914 nucleotides. NCBI's taxonomy places the organism in Eukaryota, Viridiplantae, Streptophyta, Zygnematophyceae, Desmidiales, Closteriaceae. The record is from the annotation of a GenBank genome assembly.
AUGUUCCGCGAAUUCCGGACGAGCGCCAUGGUGCAGGAGACGUUGGCGUCCUUGGGAAUACCAUUCCAGGCCAACUUCGCAGGAACCACAGGCGUGGUGGCAACAAUCGGCAAUGGAGCAGUGCCUAUAGUCGCUCUGCGGGCGGACAUGGACGCUCUGCCAAUCACAGAGGAGACAGAUGUGCCGUUCAAGUCGCGCCAUCCCGGUGCCAUGCACGCAUGCGGCCACGACGCCCACACCGCCAUGCUCCUCGCCGCUGCCCGAAUUCUCCAAGAGCGCUCCCGGGCAGGCGGAUCGGUUCGCGAAGGCGGAGACGGAUCGGGAUCUGCCAUGACGGGCGGCGAUCCGUGGCGGCUUGAUGGACGACGAGAAGGGGGAGGCGGCGGACGAUGUCGCCGAGAUACGGGAGCGCAUAGCUCGCCGGGAGAAGGGGAGCGCCGUCGCGGUGGAGGAGACCGCGGGAGCACCCUGGAGGACCACGUGGUGUUUGGACGGGGGUAUUGCAGCGAAGGAGAUAAGGAGAUCUCCUGCGCCGACAAGUCAGUGAAGGCGAGGCGCGAGGAAGACGGAACCGAAGUCGACGAGUACGGCGAGGAGCCAAAGCACCAACGUAUGGAGGCGAGGAUGCGACGCGAUCUCCCGGCAGCACCAGGCGCAUCGGAUCAGGCGUCGGCGCGCGACGAGGCGGAGCAAGGUGGGGCGAAUGAAGGAGAUCGUUCCGCAGAGGAGGGCGGAAUGGAGGGUCGCGCUCGCCUGAUCCGCGUCGGCAGCGCGGAGGAGGGCGGAACAGAGGGUCGCGCUCGCCUGAUCCGCGUCGGCAGCGCGGAGGAGGGCGAAACGGAGGGUCGCGCUCGCCUGAUCCGCGUCGGCAGCGCGGAGGAGGGCGGAACGGAGGGUCGCGCUCGCCUGAUCUGCGUCGGCAGCGCGGAGGAGGGCGGAAUGGAGGGUCGCGCUCGCCUGAUCCGCGUCGGCAGCGCGGAGGAGGGCGGAACGGAGGGUCGCGCUCGCCUGAUCCGCGUCGGCAGCGCGGAGGAGGGCGGAACGGAGGGUCGCGCUCGCCUGAUCCGCGUCGGCAGCGCGGAGGAGGGCGGAACGGAGGGUCGCGCUCGCCUGAUCCGCGUCGGCAGCGCGGAGGAGGGCGGAACGGAGGGUCGCGCUCGCCUGAUCCGCGUCGGCAGCGCGGAGGAGGGCGGAACGGAGGGUCGCGCUCGCCUGAUCCGCGUCGGCAGCGCAGAGGAGGGCGGAACAGAGGGUCGCGCUCGCUUGCUCCGCGUCGGCACCAUGAUGGGAGGCGGGGAGGCGGGGCGCGCUCGCCUGAUCAGCAUUGGCAACGUGAUAGAAGACGGACUGGCGAGUCUGGCUCGCCUGAUCUGCAGUGGCACAACGAGGGAAGGGCAAGGGGCGAGGCACGUUCGCCAGAUCUGCAGCGUAAGGAAGAAACAGGGGGCAGGGAAACAGGAUGCACAAGGAGGGGUGGAAAGACAGGAGGAGGGAAAGAUGAAGACCGUGGGGAAGCAGACCGUGGGGAAGCAGACCGUGGGGAAGCAGACCGUGGGGAAGCAGACCGUGGGGAAGCAGACCGUGGGGAAGCAGACCGUGGGGAAGCAGACCGUGGGGAAGCAGACCGUGGGGAAGCAGACCGUGGGGAAGCAGACCGUGGGGAAGCAGACCGUGGGGAAGCAGACCGUGGGGAAGCAGACCGUGGGGAAGCAGACCGUGGGGAAGCAGACCGUGGGGAAGCAGGCCGUGGGGAAGCAGGCCGUGGGGAAGCAGACCGUGGGGAAGCAGACCGUGGGGAAGCAGACCGUGGGGAAGCAGACCGUGGGGAAGCAGACCGUGGGGAAGCAGAUCGUGGGGAAGCAGACUGUGGGGAAGCAGACCGUGGGGAAGCAGACCGUGAUAGGAGCAGGAUAG